Messenger RNA from Chrysochloris asiatica (Cape golden mole), 930 nucleotides. Its product is annotated as olfactory receptor 13A1-like. Bases 1 to 930 code for a protein of 309 amino acids. Gene Ontology annotation, molecular function: G protein-coupled receptor activity; olfactory receptor activity. The transcript has a single exon. The record is from RefSeq and is a predicted model, not a curated record. Gene Ontology annotation, cellular component: membrane. Lineage: Eukaryota; Metazoa; Chordata; Mammalia; Afrosoricida; Chrysochloridae. Gene Ontology annotation, biological process: G protein-coupled receptor signaling pathway.
AUGUUAACAGGUAACCAAACGGCUGUAGUGGAGUUCAUUCUGCAGGGAUUCUCAGAAGACCCACAAGUCCGGGCCCUGCUCUCGGUCCUUUUUGUCCUCCUCUACCUGACAGCUAUUGUAGGAAACGGCCUCAUCAUUACACUCAUCACUCUGAGCCCAGGUCUGCACACCCCCAUGUACUUCUUCCUUGUCAACCUGGCUCUUUUGGACAUCAUGUGUACAACCACUGUUCUCCCCAAGCUUCUGGAGAGUUUGUUAGUCCAGGUGGACACUAUUUCCUAUCAAGGAUGCUUGGCCCAAAUCUUCUUCCUGAUCUGGUCACUUGGUGCUGAGUUGCUGUUGCUCACAGCCAUGGCAUUUGACCGCUAUGUGGCCAUUUGCCAGCCACUUCGGUAUGGCACCAUCAUGAGUUGGCCACUGUGUGUACUGUUAGCUGUAGCAGUGUGGACAAUCACUGUACUCAAUACAUCUGUGCACACAGGACUCAUUACACAGCUGACCUUUUGUGGCCCCAACCACAUCCAACAUUUCAUGUGUGAAGCUCCCUCACUGUUGUUACUGUCUUGUAGUCCCACAAUCAUAAACAAUGUCAUGAUUAUAGUGGCUGAUGUCUACUUUGGUGUGGUCAACUUCUUUCUCACCAUGGCCUCUUAUGGCUACAUUGUGGCUAGCAUCCUACGCAUCCGCUCAACUUCAGGCAAGCGCCGAGCCUUCUCUACCUGCUCCUCCCACCUCCUGGUGGUCACCUUGUACUAUUCCACUGUCAUCUACACCUACUUGCUUCCUGGUUCUGGUGCCUCCACAGCAAAUGGCAAGGUUGUGACUGUGUUGUACACAGCCGUCAGCCCUGCCCUGAACCCGCUCAUCUACACAUUGAGGAACAAGGAUGUGAAAGCUGCCCUCCAGAAGGUGGCCCCUGUCUCCUGGUGA